CAAACGGGGCAGGGCAAUCGAAGUUGGGACAAUUUACGGAGGUUUCAGUUGCCGGAUAGUCGACGACAAUAAGGACAUGUACGCAGCUAAUAUGUGUGGAAACCUAUGUUUGCGUCCUUUAGCGGAAUAAGGAGGAUAUCCAUGUCAAAAAAUUGUUCUACUUAAACAAGGAGUUUGAUGUUUUUCGCUAGAAGAUUGUAGCCUGACUGAAAACAAAACUGCCCUCCCUCUUCGAACUGAGGAUGAUUUUUGCUAAUACUGGAAACCCACUAAGGACUCCGUAUCGCAAACAGCCACCUGUUGCCUCAUCGUCACACCCCAUGGCUCCACCCAGCCCGAGCACCAACAGCAGUGCCAACAACAGCAGCAGCAGUAGCACUGCAGGCUGGGACCAGCUCAGCAAAACCAACCUCUACAUCCGAGGCCUGUCGCCUUCAACCACAGACCAUGACCUGGUCAAGCUCUGUCAGCCGUAUGGCAAAAUUGUAUCAACAAAGGCCAUCCUGGACAAAACUACAAACAAAUGUAAAGGAUAUGGCUUUGUGGACUUUGACAGCCCCGCUGCAGCUCAGAAAGCCGUGGCUGCCCUGAAGACCACUGGUGUCCAAGCUCAGAUGGCAAAGCAACAAGAACAAGACCCGACAAACUUGUACAUCUCCAACUUGCCUGUGUCUAUGGAUGAGCAGGAACUGGAGAACAUGUUAAAGCACUUCGGCCAGGUCAUAUCCACACGCAUCCUGAGGGACUCUAGUGGAAACAGCAGAGGAGUGGGUUUCGCAAGGAUGGAGUCAACUGAAAAAUGUGACGCAGUCAUUUCUCACUUCAAUGGAAAGUUUAUUAAAACACCUGCAGGUGUUCCAGCACCAUCCGAACCUUUGCUGUGCAAGUUUGCUGAUGGUGGACAGAAAAAGCGACAAAGUCAGAAUAAAUUUGCCCUGAAUGGUCGCGGUUGGGGAAGAGACAGUGACUCCAGACUGGCUGGAAUGACACUCACUUACGACCCCAGUGCAGCUGCUAUGCAAAACGGAUUUUUCCCACCAGCAUACAGUAUUUCAAACAGGAUGAUUGCUCAAACGUCCAUGUCUCCUUACAUGUCUCCGGUUUCAACAUACCAGGUGCAGAACCCAUCCUGGGUGCCUCAUCAACCCUACAUCAUGCAGCACCCAGGUACUGUGCUAUCACCCUCUAUGGACCCGUCUAUGUCACUACAGCCUGCUUCCAUGAUGGCCCCUCUUGCACAGCAGAUGAGUCACCUCUCUCUGGGCAGUGCAGGAACGUUUAUGGCCGCCAACACAGCUAUGCAAGGAGCAUAUAUCCCGCAGUAUGCACACAUGCAGACAUCAAAUGUUCCUGCAGAGGAAAAUGGUGCACAGUCACAAGUGGACUCAUCCGGCAAUCAUUCCCCAUAUUCCUACCAACAAACCAAGUAGUGCUGAGGUAACAUUCGGGCAACAGCUAAAACAAUCAUGUCUACAAAUGCAACGGAUACUAAGGAUCUUUUCACUUUUUUGCACAGGUUCUGCAAACGUUUAAGUGAGACUAUUUUUGGUAACAUUUUCAGAGAGAAUAUGAGUUCAUCAAAUGAUACAAAUUAUAUAUAAAAAAAAUUGAAAAAGUUUUAUUUUCAUACUAGAAAAUGUUUAUUUUUUACCAAGGAUUGCCACAGGAUGCAAGGAAGACUCAUGUGACCAGUUGUUCAAAGUGCAUGACAGUAAAUAUGUUUUGUUAAUAUUUCCAGAUUUUUUCUUUUCUCUGAAGACUUUUUUCAGCCCAACCUUUUGAAAGUGAUGUUUUUGUGCUUGCUGUGUGAGUGUUGCUAUGGUGAAGUGUUACGUGUUGUUUUCUUGUAAAGUGAUUUCUCUUAGUACUUUAGAUUGAUCUUGCUGUCUGAUUCAAAUUUGCCUUUAUAGUUUUGAUACAGAAGUUGUACAGACCACCACAGAGAGCAGUAAUAAGCAAAAAAUGCUGAGAGCUAUUGCCUUGGGAUUGAGCUAUGUAGGACUUUUUUUUAAGUAAAUCAACGUGUUUCCCCUUUCAAAACUGAUAGAAAUGUAGAAGACACCUCAUCUGAGGAUCUUACUGGAUGUAAUAUUUAUUUAGUAUGAACACCUUACAUGUUUCUGGAUGUUGGAAUGUGUUACCUUUUGAAUCUUGCCUUUUUGAUCACAUGGUAUUGUAGAAUAGACGAAAUUGAAUUUGGUGGGGCGGGGGAAUGAGAAGGGGCAAAUGUGUUUUGUUUGUCAGUGUUUUUGUCUGAUGGGGUGAUGUUAAUUGUUAUUUUGACGGGGUGUCUUCUUCACUUUCAUUUAAAAAACCAACAGCAAAACAUAGACUUAAGAUUGUGCAAGGAAAAAAACUCAUCAAAGCCUUGUAAUAGAACUUCGGCAAAAAGUUCAGCAAGUCGGGGGAUGAAAGGAGAUGAAUAUUGCACCUCGCUCUUUGAUAGGAAACAAACAGGCACUUUCAAUUGUAGUUUACAUCACCAAAGAUUGUGAGCUAGUACACUGAGGAAAUCAUUUGUCUCUUUAACCAGGACACAAGUGACUCUGCAAGUUAGAUUGCAGUUUGGACAGUGUGCCUUUUUUGUACAAUUACAUUCAGUUUUCAUAGUUAAUAGUCAAGUGCGGACACACACAAGCAUGAAGGAAGGCCUGGAUCCAACAAGUGCCACAGAUUAAUUUCAUACUUAUGGAAAAAUGCAAAAUUAUAGUAAGAUUAAGCUAAAGGGAUAGUUUACCCAAAACUUAAAAAAUGCAUAUCUUUACUCUAACCUGUAGUGGUAUAUAUAUGCUUAGAUGUUUUUGGUGUGAGUUGCAGAAGGUUGGAGGUAUCCACCAUAGAGACGUCUGCCUUCUCUCAAAUAUAAUGGAACUAAAUGGCCUUGAGCUUAUGGUGCUCAGGGCCCCAGAAAAUACAUUUGAAAAUUUCAAUAGAAAUAUCUCUUUACAGAAAUCAUGACCAAGUUACUCAGGAUAAGCCACAGACCUUGUUGUGAGCAGUUUUAAUGUCAGAAUUUUUUUCUGUCUACCGAACUAAACCCAUCAAUUGUAUCACUGCACAGAAGAAAGCAUGCAUCUGCCACCAGCGCACCACUGAGUUAGCUAAUUUUAUAGCUCAGCGAAGGAGGAUGCCAUUAAUGUUUACAUUUCGUGCACAUUGCUCUGUGACACAGUUUGCGAGAGUAAAGAAGAAAGGAUUAUCUUGAAUAACAGGGUCAUGAUUUCUGGAAAGUGGCAUUGCUGUUGAGUUUUUCAGAUGUGUGUGUCUA
Plectropomus leopardus (leopard coralgrouper) is the source of this 3268-nucleotide messenger RNA. RefSeq names its product RNA binding motif, single stranded interacting protein 1b (gene rbms1b). Gene Ontology annotation, cellular component: ribonucleoprotein complex. The record is from RefSeq and is a predicted model, not a curated record. Lineage: Eukaryota; Metazoa; Chordata; Actinopteri; Perciformes; Serranidae. Gene Ontology annotation, molecular function: RNA binding.